GUCUUCCUUGUAAACUACAAGUAGCUUCCCAGUGAUUUCCCCAUUCCUUCCUGCGGGGAUAUGUAGCAAACCUUACUUGCUUUCUUAAAAGAAAAGCAUAGUACUAAAACCUCCGUUCAAAAAAAAUAUAGCCUAGAAAAAAAUCUCCCCACACCCAGGCGGCGAACCCAAACCCAACUCCCCAUGUCCUCGCUGCCGCUGCCGGAAUCACCUAUGGCCGCCGAGAACGAAGCCUGCGACUGGGGUGAGAUGCCGUCUGACGCGCUCGUGUCCGUGUUUGGGAAGUUGGACGUGAUCGAGAUCCUGACCGGGGCCGGGCUGGUCUGCCGCGCCUGGCACCGUCUCGCGGCCUCGGACCCCAUGCUGUGGCGCCGCGUCGACAUGAGGCACAUGAGCUAUGGCUACGAGGGGGAGCGGCUGCAGACCGAAAAGGUCGAGGACAUGGCGCGCGCCGCAAUCGACCCCUCCGCGGGCACCAUGGAGCCGUUCUUUGCCGAUACCAUUGUCAACGACGACCUCCUGCGCUGCCUUUCUCAGAGGUCGGGGAAGCGACUGCAGACCGAGAAGGUCGAGGCCAUGGCGCGCGCCGCAAUCGACCGCUCCGCGGGCACCAUGGAGGCGUUCUUUGCCGAUAUCUUCGUCAACGACGACCUCCUGCGCUACCUUUCUCAGAGGGCCCCCUCAUUGAAGUGCCUCCAUCUCUCCGCCUGCAAUUUCACCGAUCAAUGUUUUGCAGAGGCGAUUAAUUGCUUCCCUCAGCUGGAGGAGCUAGAUGUUACAUUAUGCUUAUUGUAUGGCAGCGCGUGUGAGGCUGUUGGGAGAGCCUGCCCACAGCUUAAACGCUUCAGGCUGAAUGAACUCUGGUCUAUUUCUCGAAAGGAGGAUAUUGGCAUGGAAGCAUUAGGGAUCGCUAGCACCAUGCCAAGACUCCAAGAACUUGAGUUGAUUGGUAACAAUCUGACAAAUGAUGGGCUCAUGUCAAUCCUUGACCGUUGCCCUCGCCUCGAAUCCCUUGACAUUCGCGAGUGCUUCAACAUACAAAUGGACGAUGCGCUUAAACUGAAGUGUUCCAGGAUACGAGAUCUAAGGCUUCCUCAUGACCCCAUCUUCUUCGACGACACCAGGUAUUGGCCUUAUUACAUCAACAGUGGCGUAUUUGACUCAGACAUUGAUUCCGAGGUCGGCACAUAUGAUGAUCCGCUGGAUGAUAUGGGUGAGUCGAUGUCAAUCAUGUUCAAUGAUGACUUUUAUGUCUGAAGCAAGACAACGUGUUGGAUGAUAUGUAGUGUUGUGGGAUGAUGGAAUGGUUCCCUUUUUGUGUCUGAGGUUUGGGAUGCUACAAGCACUUUCCAUAUGGGAGGCUGCUUUUUUAUGUAGUAGCAAGCUCAAGUUUGUCUUUGCUCCUUAGCAAAUCUCUGUACCGAGCUCAGAUAUGAAACAUCUGCAUUAGGACAUGCAUGAGGUUAAGUCUCACCUCAGCCUCCCAUAUGACCUGUGACAUCUUAUUAGGUGAUAGUCACAGAUUAAAUGAUGAGUCUG
Zea mays is the source of this 1539-nucleotide messenger RNA. RefSeq names its product ubiquitin-protein ligase. Gene Ontology annotation, molecular function: protein binding. The record is from RefSeq and is marked provisional. The coding region runs from base 184 to 1257 and encodes 357 amino acids. The transcript is spliced from 2 exons. Lineage: Eukaryota; Viridiplantae; Streptophyta; Magnoliopsida; Poales; Poaceae.